Penicillium manginii is the source of this 999-nucleotide messenger RNA. RefSeq lists its product as uncharacterized. The record is from RefSeq and is a predicted model, not a curated record. The transcript has 3 exons. The coding region runs from base 1 to 999 and encodes 332 amino acids. Lineage: Eukaryota; Fungi; Ascomycota; Eurotiomycetes; Eurotiales; Aspergillaceae.
AUGUCCCUAAUCAAAUGGCACGACCAAUGGCCUGGAGGCAUCCCCUCCUCAAUUCGCCAACACGAAAAACCGGUCCAAGACGUGGCAUUCGCCACUCGUGCAUGGAGGUAUUUUGUUCGUGAACAGUGGGUCAACGUCGACGGCACUGCCGUAGAUCAACAGAGACGAGUCCUGGUCGAGCGGUGGGCAACAGCAGAGCAGGAAUUCCGAGACAGCUACGAAUCACAGGCACCAGAUGACGAUCCCUGCUUUGAAGAUCCUGAAAAGGACGCCUGUCUCGUUGGGAGGUCCAAAGACUGCUCUAGCGAUGUCUACAUCUGUCUUACCGAAUGGACACCGGAAAAGCAAGCCCUACUCGCCAAGAUUAUUCUGACCCUGUUCAAUGGAUUAGAUGGUAGCUUCAAGUUUGACUUUUUGGCCACUAAUAUCUCGAUGAUGCUGCCAUUCGAAGAUAACCAGGGGGACAUUGUCGACAAAUUCAAGUUCCUUCAGAGUGUUGCGCGACCGAAUUUCUUCGACAUACACAUGGCGCUGGACGGAACUGUACUCUUUACGGAUACAGCGCCCAAGUUGGUUAUCGAUGACCGGACUCUGGAGACUGGGCUGGCACUUUGGGUCCAGUUCGAAUCAAAUGGGAUGAGGGAGCUGGUGUAUCGGCCGCAAAUGUUAAUGGAAGAGUUUCCAUACUUUUAUCUUGAUAUUCAUUAUAACUCGGAGCGUUUGGAUAAUGCACUCAUAUACAUGGAGGAUAGUAUUGAGGAAAUGGGUCCAGAGAGCAUUCUAGAAGAUGAGCCGGUGGCGAUGCGGCGCCCAUUUAUGGAAAUCUAUCUUUCGUCGAAAGAUAUUAGCGAUUAUGUUGAUCUAUACGCGCCUGGGUUUCGCGAGGCUGAGAAUUCGGGGGGUGGUUUGGCGAUUGGGUAUGAUUUGGAACGAAUACUAGUGGGUAAAGGACGGUCCCUGAUGAUUGUGGAAGAUGGUCUAUGCCCUCGGCAGAAGUAG